Messenger RNA from Tachysurus fulvidraco (yellow catfish), 2946 nucleotides. RefSeq names its product gastrin/cholecystokinin type B receptor. NCBI's taxonomy places the organism in Eukaryota, Metazoa, Chordata, Actinopteri, Siluriformes, Bagridae. The transcript has a single exon. Gene Ontology annotation, molecular function: peptide binding; G protein-coupled receptor activity. Gene Ontology annotation, biological process: neuropeptide signaling pathway. Bases 512 to 1801 code for a protein of 429 amino acids. The record is from RefSeq and is a predicted model, not a curated record. Gene Ontology annotation, cellular component: membrane.
ACCUCACAGGUUUGUCUUUAGGAACUUCAUCAUCUUCAUCAUCUUCAUUAUAAGGGUUCACGUGCGCAGAUGAACAGCAUAUAGCCUACGCAGCGCCAGUGGGACUGGCAGCGCGUGCACACGCCUCCUCUCCGCGUGCACCAACUUUUUAUUCACCUUUUAAUGACAGGCGUACAUUCACCUGUUUCUACCCCAGGGACAACCUUUAUUAACAAUGCAGGCAGACAUUCCGGCUGUAGAUACUGCAUAUGGACUAAUCAACUUUUGGAGCAGCGUCGGUGAAAGCGCGCGCGCUGUGCGUUUAUUUUUCUUUUCCCUGGUGCAGCUGGAGCUCCGGAUGAUGGCGAUGGAUAAUUAAUGACUAAUUACGCGCUUGUGUUGUUACAUGAUGAUGAUAGGACAUGCAGGAUGCUCCUUUUCUAUUUGUUUGCAUGAGUGAAGCGUCCUGAUCACCUGGUUUAUUGGGAUUUCCUUUGAUUUUCCUAGUGGAUCUUUGCAAAAUAGACAAAACAUGAAUUUUUCAAGCAUUUAUGCCAAAUUUGGACACCUCCUUCCGACCAACUUUUCUUUCUUAAGGCAGGACCAUAAUGGGAGUAUCAUUCAUGAUACAGUGCCUUUUGCUGCAGACUUUCUUUUUGCAGGACAUGAACCUGGCACAAUUGUCCUGAUGGUCAUGUAUUUGGUGUCGUUUCUGAUAGGAUUUGUGGGGAACAUUAUGGCGCUCUUGGUCCUGACUCGAAGAAGGAACAGACUAGCUGGUGCCUCUACUACCAGAAAGCUGCUGAUAAACUUGGCUGUUUGUGAUAUGAUGGUGGUGUUUGUGUGUAUGCCUGUGAACUUGGGUCACCAGGUGUACAAUGCUUGGGUGUUUGGGGACUUUUUGUGUCGUACCGUGCCGUUCGUUCAGGCCGUGUCUGUGUCUGCGAGUGUCUUGAGCCUUGCUGUUAUAAGCUUAAACCGAUACUACAACGUUCACAGUCCGCUACGUGCACGAUCCUUCUUCACUGGUAGGAAGAUUGGUGCGAUGAUAGCCAUGGUCUGGAUGGUGUCGUCCAGCCUGUGUGCUCCGUUGGUCUUUACAAAUGAGACCAAGAUGCUUUCCUUGACAACGGAUGGCUCACAUGUGAUAACGGUGUGUGUCGAGGCCUGGUCUAAAGUACGACUACGCCUAGGCUACAACUUUUUACUUUUCUGUGCUCUGUAUGGAUUUCCAGUUCUUUUCAACCUCAUCAUAUGUUUUCUAACUACCUGGAAAUUGUGGAGAACUGAUGAUCAGUUUAGUGCAGUUGCCAUGUCAAGCUCAACUCGGUCAGCUGGAUGGCAAAAGACGCGCAAGAAAAUAGCCAAGAUGGUGCUAGCCCUGGUGGUGCUUUUUACCCUCUCCUGGCUUCCUCUCUAUGUAGUGGAUAUCUGGAUUGACUUUAACAUGCCAGAGCCUCUGGACAAAGAAGUUCCCAGCCACAUUGAGCACAGUUGGGUGUUGCAGAGCCGACCUUUCGCGCAGUGGCUUGGCCUCACCAACUCAGCGCUCAACCCGCUAUGCUAUUGCUUUGUUGGCGACUUGUACAGGUCUGCAAAAAGGUUCAGAAGGAGCUACAGAGAGAAAAUGGCGUCUGUUUUUAAUACAUCUCAGAGACAAUCGUCCUCUGUGAACUCUGCCUUCAAACUUCAGUCUUGUUCAUCAUCCACUAAAUACAGCACAGGAAAGCAGAGAUGGACAAAACGCUACAUUUUCAGGAACAGAUUAAACAGAAGUAGAAGCAUAUCUACCAUAAGUGCAUGUGAGACUGUAUUUGGUUGAUGGAUAUACACCUGAAUGCACAAAAACCCUGCAGUGUUCAGUAUUGAAAUCACUGUUGUUUCACUGAACUUUCUUUAAUUCUUAUUGCAGUGUUGUCUUUUCAGAAAUAUACAAAUGAGCACUGUAACAAACCACAGUUCGAGAAAAAAAUCUCUGAACUGGAAGCCAUAGUUCAAUAUUGUAAGUGAGUUUAUUUCAUUUAUAUAAAAAUAAUCAUGUAUUUUUUUUUUUUUAAUUUUGCUGGGCAUGUUCAUUUGUAAGGGAGUCAAAUUGAGUCUAGUAGGAGUUUAUUGUCAUUUCUCUAUGACGGUUAUAUACAUCAGGACACAAUGUUCCUCGGAAACAUGAUGCAGCACAGUGGCACAGAACACAGGACUGCAGUACACAAACUGCGAAUUUAUGACAGUAUGAGCUGAGUAUAGGCAAUGCAAUAAGACUGUGCCUAUAGAAUAACAUAAAAGAAAAAUGUUAUCAGCGUCAACGUUUUUUGAAUUUUACUUGUGCAAUAUUAUUCAGGUGUUGAGACAGAUGUAACCGUGUACCUAAAUGGAUGUAAAUUGCUACUGGCUUGAAUAUUGUGUCUGUGAAAAGCAGCUUUUUAGUCUUUCUGCAAUUAUUUCAGCUUGAAUAGAAUGACUGAAAGGUUGUUUUUAGGAACAUUGAUCUAAAUUCCUUUUAGCUAUUGUGUUUAUCUAUGAAUGUUCAUUAAAAAUCAUUACGGGACAAAACACAAAAUUACUGCAUUGUACAAAGCAUAAUGAAUUCUUUAUGUAUCUUCCAAUUAGGAAUUAUUAUAGAAUUAUUAUAGAAUGUGCAUCACAAAGGAUGCUGUCUGCUUCAAAACUGUUUCAAGAUGAAUUGCUAUUGAUUUUCUAUAUAUUUUCUAUAGCAUACAGUUUAGAUUCUAUCUACUAAAGUGGCUUUGGAGUUUUUCUUCACUACCAAGUGAAUUGUUCUUGACUGGCUGUUCCAGAUAUACAUAUUAAGCAGUGUUUAACUUCCUGAGACAGUAGAGCUUUACAUAUGUCAAACCUCCCUGAUCUAACAUUAUUUUAUAUUAAAAAAACAUGAACUACAGCAUUAAUAAACCAUAAAUAAUGCUUAGAAAUUCAUAACGUAUGCAUUAUUGAUGUUGAUUAAAUGUU